ACGGGACUCAAACGCCUUCGUACCUCAUUUGAUAGGCGGCAGCUCGUUUUAGUUGUUUUAUUCGUCCAUCUUCCUGGCGUCUGAAGCAAACGCCAGCAUGUCUCUUAAUAAGCUCAAAGAAAAACUGACCCAGUUUAAAGAAGACAUAGAAAAGGCCGAAGAGAGGGAGGCUGACGCAAAAUCCCAGCUAAAAGAAGCCGAAGAGCAAGAAGAAAAAUACACAACAGAGGCCGAAGGAAUUAAGCGAAGGAAAAGACUACUCCUGGCCGAUUUGGACAAGGUUAACAAGCGCUUGGAUGAGCAGGAAGAGAAACUAAAGCAGGUCACUCAAAAAGGAGAAAAAGAAGAGUUGUGCCGCAAAGAGUUAGAGGAAAAUGAAGAAGAAGGGGAUGAGAAAAUCUUGGAACUGGAAUCUCUUAUCACUGAAGCUGCAAAGGAAGGAGAAGAAAAGCACCACACGUUGAUUGAAGCUAAGCGACGCCUUGUUGUGAUAGAGCGCGAUCUGAAGUCUGCGGAAGAGCGAGAAGAAAAAAGUCUUCGUGCAGUCGAGAUGUUAGAAGCGUCGUUAGAAAGAAUAUCGGAAAAAACUAAGGAUCUCGAGCAAGCGGACGAAGACGCAUCUGAACGAGAACAAGUCACUGAAGAGAAGAUACAGUUCCUGGAAGAACAACUGAAAAUGGCCAACGUCAGACUCGACGAUGCUGAGAGGCAGCACGCCAAAUGGGAGAGGUUAUCCGACUCUAUCACGGAAGAAAUCAAUAAUUGGAGAGCCAAGAUACGAGAAGUAGAAGAUGAAAUGGAAGAAAUUACGAAUAUUGCGGACGACAUUUGAAGAACAGGAUUACAUGAAAUUUGCAUACGCAAGAACAUCCGUUGCAGCGAAUUAACUGGUACUUGAUCGAGAGCCAAGAAUAAUUCAGUGUUCAAUCUUGUCAGGAGAACUUUUAUGUGAUCAAUCAAACGGUGUUAAUACAAACUGUUUCUCGUGGUAAAUGAGAGAUGUUAUUUUUCUAUUAUGCGUAGGAAUUUUCUAAGCAGCAUUUAUGCAAAUGUAUGUGU
Orbicella faveolata is the source of this 1059-nucleotide messenger RNA. RefSeq names its product tropomyosin-2-like. The record is from RefSeq and is a predicted model, not a curated record. NCBI's taxonomy places the organism in Eukaryota, Metazoa, Cnidaria, Anthozoa, Scleractinia, Merulinidae.